AUGUUGAUUGAUCCUCGAGCAGUUCGAGCUAUUGUACGACAAAUUGAUGCGCAUUCCGCAGAAAUUUCUGACAUCACUGUGGCUGGUCACACAUUGGUUACGUGUGGCUGGUCACAGCUGGUAUCCUCAACUGGGCUCCGUGUUGAUCGCUUACUCAAGGUAGGAUGA
Protopolystoma xenopodis is the source of this 168-nucleotide messenger RNA. Lineage: Eukaryota; Metazoa; Platyhelminthes; Monogenea; Polystomatidea; Polystomatidae. The record is from the annotation of a GenBank genome assembly.